Messenger RNA from Porites lobata, 8705 nucleotides. The record is from the annotation of a GenBank genome assembly. Lineage: Eukaryota; Metazoa; Cnidaria; Anthozoa; Scleractinia; Poritidae.
CUCGUGAUAAAAAUUCCAGCUUUCCUGUUUGAUCAGUCCACAUACACGCAUGCGUAGUAACCGGGCCACGGGGAGCGAGCUAGUCGUCAAUAUGCGUGUUUUGUAAAUCGCGAUGGCCUCUGGUAGAGGGCCUGCAAAUCAAGAAAUCAAGCAUCAUUUCGCGACUAAAGAGGGCUGCUACAGGCUGUUAGAUCUUUCGGUUUAUUCUCGACCCAACAAGGUCCCCUACUCUGUUCAACAAUGCCACCCGGUCCGAGUAUCGUUUGUGACAUUGAAGGAUCAAGGUGGAUGUAACGAUCGCAUUGCGUUCAAUGUAGGAAGAGAAUUGUAUUUUUACAUCUACAAAGGAGUGCGGAAGGUGGGUUGAUAAUCAUCAAAAGCGCGAUAAAUAACCGUGAAAUAGGUGUAGUGUAAAACUAUGCUGUUUUGUGUGAGUUAUUUUUGUCAAAUUGUGCAUGUUUUCCUAGCAUUAGCAGGUUUCUCUGGAAUUCACUGUCGCCUUCAACACAGUGUUUUAUCAUUAACACUAAACUUAAGCUUAACUUUAACCAGCGAAACUGAAAAUUUUGGGGAAAUAUCAGAAUAUUUCAAAGUUGUAAUGCGUGUGUUGUAUGAGUACCUUAUUCAAUCUUCGUUCGUAGAAGUAAAGUAAACUUAGUUUGUGAAUAAUCCGACAAAUGGUACCCAUCAUUGUGAUUUCCCUGUCGUUUGCAAACAUAACAUGUCUGCUAGAUACGACAACUAUACUGGUAAACAGGAACCGUAAAAAAACCACAUAAACAAGAAAAGUUCCAAGUCUACAACGUAGGCAUUUGUUUUGUACUGUCAGCUCCAUUUUCACUCGUGAGUAACCUAAAAGGCUAAAUUACCCAUCUGAAGACAAAACAAAAAUUCAAUGAGUUUCAUGUACGAAUAGAACAUAAACGUAGUUAGCUGAAAUUAUAAUAUUGUUUCUCGAAACGUUAUCCGGCAGUAUGCAGAUCAUCCGUUUUCGCUUACACAUUAUUCAUCAAGAUAUAAGUUCACAAAAAUAUUCAUACAAAUGUACCUGUUACCUGAAUUUUUUGCAAACAAAACAUGUGCUUUAAAUUUACCCUAUUUCUUUUUAUGUGAUUGUGACAUUAGCAGCCACAUAAUAAAAUAAUGCCAAAAGGAACAGUUAUUAAAUCGCCUGGAAUAAGAAAAGAUCAGACAUGUAAAUUACGUUUUGGGGUUCAUUUGUGGACAAAUUUACUGAUCCCUUGUUUCAUAAACACAGAUCAAUUCACAUCAGUUUUUGAAGUAGAAUGUGAUCUUGACUGUCUUUGCCACUUGAAAACAUUUGUUUAGCUAAUUGAUUAAAAAUCUCAAGUUUUUUAAUUCAUGGGUUAUUAUGUAUACCUUAGAUGUAUUGGUGUGUAUUAUUGCUGAGCAUUUUUUAGCAUCUCUGUGGGUACCUGCAAAUGGCAUUUUCUUUACGCAUUUUCCGUAUCAUCAGUUUUUCAAUGAAAUAGAUCCAUAUCAACAGGGUUUUGCAAGUUAAAGCUACUAGCGAGCUUGCACACCACAAUGUUCAUCCCAGAAAUAAGAAAAUAAAACAAGGAACAAGGCAAAAACUUUGAACAUGCAGCACACUAAAUUCUUCAUCACACUACUAAAAAGUUGUCAAACUUGAUUGGAAUGGCAAUGGUUUUGUCGCUUUAAUCUCUAAAAACUCUGUUUCAUCAAAAGCGAUUGUCACGACUUGGAUUUGUCGGAAAUUUCAAUAGAGAGCAGGAGUUUCAAAAUGUUUUGAAGUAGGCGACCGUCUCUGGAAAAGUAGGCGGCUGUGACAAUCAAGAUUGUUUGUCACAAGCUGAUUGUUAUGACCAGAGUACCUGGCAGCAUACAAUCAAGUAGGCAGGGGAACUCUGGCAGUCGCCGGCUUGCUUUGGAAUCCCCGACAGGUUCAUUUUUGAAAGUCAUGCUGUAUUUAGAAAGGGCUAUAAGGAAGUCAAAAUACAAACAACAAGUACGAAGAACUUAUACAACACACCAAAACAACUCUAAGCUAAUUAUUAUCCAACUGUUAUGCACUAAAAUUUAGUAGGAAAACUAUACAAAGUGUAGAUUGUGCGUCAGAUUUUUUGGUGACAUGCCUGUGGAAAGACUGGCCUAAGAAAAAUUAAUGUCAGCUUGUCAAAUCAUUUGUUUGAGACAACUGCUACGGUGUAGUUUUGCAUAGUCCUCAAGUUAACACUUUAAAGCGAAGCUCUGGUUGAAAAUAUUGAAUGGUGUAAUGCUAAAUGGGGACGGCAAUAAAAAUGGUAUCAAGAUCAAUAGAUCUACUUUGUAAUUAGCAAAAAAAGAAAUUUGCACGUGCAGCACUCUUUUUUCCUAAUUACAAAAAAAGAAAUUUGCAUGUGCAACACGCUCUUUUGGCAUUGUCUUGCAUGACUGCAAUGCGUUUUGUGCGACUAAAACGUCAAUGUUCCUAGCUACACAUUAUUUUUAAGGAGGAAAUGUUGUUUGUGCUUACCAAAGAUUUUGUUUCUUGUGUUCAUGUUUGCUUUUUUUUUCACUUCCUUUCAUUUUCACCUAGCUGGCCGCUAGCAUUUCUCAUUUUCUCACCGCCCCUAUGAAAUUUUCAUGUCUUUCUUCUAACGAAAUUCAUCUCCGUUGUUUCCAAUGACCCGCCCUAGCUCUUUCUCUUUUCUCCACGUGAGUGUAAACAUCAAAAAUAACGUUGAAAAAGACAACUUUAUUUAUUGCGAGCCUCACUUUACAGACUCUGUUUAUCUGAGCACUGUCUAUGACUGAAUAUCUUACCAUUGAGAACCAGUGAUAACCAUUCCAUGGUUCUCUAUUUUGUUCCGUCCAUCUCACUGAGUCACAAGCUAAAAUCGUCAGUACAGUACAAAGUAAGAUCCAAAUUUCAUUGUCAUGUUUCAGGAACAAUACUUUGGCCUGUACUGUAACAGGUACAUGUAAGUUUAGUCAUCUGGAGACUGUGAUAAAAGAUCUUGAGGUUUCUUGAGGAUGAACUUGUUAAUGUUUUGAAGAUGGAUGCUCAUCUAUAUCAUCAAAAUUCAAUUCUUGAAUCCAAGAUUGUGUUGAAUUUCAACCCUUAAACUGAAAUAAUGCAAUAUUAAACCAUUAACGAAGUCAUUGUUGAAACAAUCAAGUUCAAAUUUUAUUCUUCCUGGAAAUUGUUUACCAGGUUCACUGUAAAAUGUUUGUUACGUUGUAAAAAUUUUUCAUAAUAUUAGAGGCUAAGGUCCUGAAUGAAUUUUGAAUAAAGACUUUUUUUUUGUACUUGACCCAUGACAGAAUAAGCUAAGAGAGAAUGCUUGCCAUGUUUUUAAUCAGUGCAUUCCACUCAUAAUUUAGAAUGGAUUGCAGUAUUGGGGUAAGAAUUCCACUUUAAGAUUACUUGGACUCCUUCACAUAGCCCAUACAGGGAUGUACUGCUGGACAGGGCAGAGUAUGGUUUUUUACCUCUCUGUCCUAAACAGGGUAUAUAAUUUUGUGUGAGUCUGUCUUAAACAGGGUAUAUUAUUUCUUGUGAGUCUGUCAACAAGGCAUUGCUUGCCGAUUGAUUUGAUUCACUAGAUGAAUUUUGUUUAUACUUCAAGUGUACUAAAGCAAGGACUGUUAUGUGAAUUAAUUUUGCUCUGGCGUGUAUUUUGUCCUAGACAGGGUAAUAAAAUAAAGGUGGCUGUCCUAAACAGGGUAUAUAUUUUAGGAAUUUGUUGUCUUAAACAGGGUCAGGGUCAGCUCAACUAUACCCAGAUAUUGGUCGAGCACCCCCACCCCUCCCCGGGAUUUAUGCUGGGCUAGAAAAACAACUUUAAAAAAUGACGCUUUUCCUCUGAGACCUUGUUUUUCUUUACUUACAGGCAGCAGACCUGACAAAGCCUAUUGACAAACGUCUCUACAAAGGGACAAUCCCAACUUGUCAUGAUUUCAACCUGAUAACACGGUCCUCUGAAAGCUUGGAACUCUUGAUUGGCUUCUCUGCUGGACAAGUUCAGCUACUUGAUCCUGUCAAACAUGAGGUCAACAAACUGUUCAAUGAGGAGGUAAGUGCCAUUUAACCUUUCACUGACAACAAGUGCAUCCUCAGUGAUUUUGUUACAAAUAGUUGGGGUUAGUCCUACAUGUAGGACUCAUCUUGUGGAAAAUCAUGAGUCCUUGUCCUUAACCAAUCAGUGGAAAUUAAAACAGGGACUCCUAAAUUGAAAAUGCUUGGGCCUUUAUGUAACCAGACAGUUACAUGUAAUCUGGAGACAGAUGCCAAAACUCUUUAUUACAGUUUACUGAAAUUAAAAUACAGUCUUUCUAUAUAUUCAAAGCACAAAAAAGACUAAAGUAAAUAUGCAUCUUCAAACAACAGCCACAGAAAUCACACAAACAGGAUAUUCUACCAAAAAAUCUUCAAAUCAAUUGAUCAUGCUUUGCAUUCUAUGGGACACAUGCUAUGAAUUAUUUUGCAUCUUUGGGGAUUUUUAUGUCAGGGACGCAGGACGCAGAGGUAACAAUAUCAUUGCCACAUGAAGUUUGUAGAAUUUAGAAGUGAGUCUUUUAUCUUGAGAAUGUGAGGAUCAUUGCAUAACCAGGGUUCAAACUAGCAGCCGGCAUUUGAGUGCAAUUGCUGCUGACUUUUCACCAAAGAAAUAGAAAAUGUCAUGCUUUGAUCAGCCAACUGAAAUCAAAGUCGCUGUAAUGUUGUAGUAAACAUUUUGUAUCAGACAAUAAAGCAGCCAAGAAACGUUUUAAAAUGUUUGGAAAGUGUAGAAAAAGGUUUGGAAAUUUAAAGCGUGCUGCCAAAGAUGAAAAAGAGAAUUCUUGUUCACCAUGAUUUACUAAUUAUUCUUUUACCCGUUUGUUGAAGCAUGAAACAUGCAAGUUAUGUGCAAAAUCUUUUUAAAAUCUUUUUCUGUUUUCAAGGUUCCUCAAGGAAGAAAGUGAAAUUUCAAUUCAAAAAGAUUUUGGUCACGUGCUUAGCAAAUGGUUCUUGGUAGAGUUGUUAAUUAACACAUGCAGAUCAUGCAGAUCAUCGUGGAAAGUGAAAAUAAGUUAUUCAUAGAAUCUCCCAUUUGAAAUCAUCAGCCGUUAUUGGACACAUACAAAGCAAACUUAUUCAUUAUUCACAGCCGGGAAAAAAUAAGCCUUGACAAGAAAAGCUUAGAGAUUCAGGCUAAAAGCUGUGAUUUCAUUUUGAUUCCUGAUAACAGUCCAUUAUCUUUCAAACAGUAGCACUGAGUAUCUUUUUGAGAAGGACAUAUGCUUGACAAAGUCACCAUUUUACCCAGACAUGCAAAAAAAUUGUUGACUUGUAUGAUGUUGUCUCUUAACUUCUUUAAUAAUUACUAGACAAAGCUUUGUCUACAAAGUGAUAGUCUUAAUUUGAUUUGUCUGGUCAUCAUAUCUGACCAUAGGUAGAAUUUUGCCAACUGACGUUGGCAGUCGUGAUGUUAUAAUUCUUAUUUCAUUCAAUAACCAGUAUCUCCCUUUGUUUUAUACUCACCAUCAUAAUUUUAUUAUUCAUGUUACUCUCUUAGAGACUUGUGGAUAAAACCAAAGUCAUGUGUCUCAAAUGGAUUCCAGGAUCUGAAAAUUUGUUUCUUGUUGCUCACGAAAGUGGGAACAUGUUUGUUUAUAACAAGGAGCAUCCAGCAGGAGCUGGACCUCCUCAGUAUGCUCUUAUGAAACAAGGACCUGGCUAUACAAUAUAUAGUGGCAAAUCAAAAACCACGCGGAACCCAGUUUGUAAAUGGACCAUUGGAGAGGGAGCUAUAAAUGAGUUUGCCUUUUCUCCUGACUGUAAACAUAUUGCAACCGCAAAUCAAGAUGGCUUUUUGCGAGUUUUUGACUUUGACUUGCAGUCUCUGUGUGGUGUGAUGAAGAGUUUUUUUGGAGGACUCAAUUGUGUUUGCUGGAGUCCAGAUGGCAAGUACAUUGUCACAGGAGGUGAGGAUGACCUUGUGACGGUGUGGUCUUUUCUUGAACGGAGGGUCAUUGCUCGUGGAGUAGGACACCAGUCUUGGGUUCAAGUAGUGGCUUUUGAUCCUUACACCACAAGUGUGAGUGCGGAAGGUCGCGUUGAUGACAGUGAUGAAGAUGAAAUUGAACAGAAUGGUAUUGCACCCUCACAGCAUUCAAGUUCUGUUACACCUGAGGACAAAAAUGUUACUUGCUAUAGAUUUGGGUCAGUAGGCCAAGAUACAAAUUUUAUGUUAUGGGAUUUGGGAGAUGACGUUCUCAGAGUUCAGAGACCUCGUGGUAGAAGUGUGCGUGCUAGUACAACUUUUUCAAAUUCACAUGUAACCUCUGCACAUCACUUUUCCAAUGGACCCAUCACACAUGAAGUGAAUCACACAGGCAGUGGCAAUGCUGUUGCCCCCUUGACUUCAUUUGAUGCACCAAAGAGUUUAACUCAAGUACAUACAUUGACAAAAUCCAUGGAAAAUUUAGUUAAUACUGGAAAUGUCACACCAGGAACUGUACUUUGUCCUAGAAUGGAGGACAUACCCAUUUUAGAACCUUUAGUUGCCAAGAAAGUUGCAAAUGAGAGGCUAACAGCAUUAUCAUUUAGAGAAGACUGUAUUGUCAUGGCUUGCCAUGAAGGAUUCAUCCGCACAUGGGCUCGACCAGGUAAAGUGGUAAGUGCAUGCUUCCCUGGAGGGGUCCGUGGUGGUUUCCUUUCCCUCACACCCCACCCCAUUACCCUUUAGUGCUGUAAGAUAAAAAAAUGAAACAAGUAGUGACGAGGAAUGAGGCAGUUAAUGGUCCUGUAGCAAUAGUUGUGAGGGGUGGUGGUUUUUUUGUAUAGAAAUGGUAUUCGAAGGGGAGCAUUUUUAAGCUUAUUGAUAAAUCAUACUUGUUAAAAUUUGUUGGAAGGGGCAAAGUGUAAAUUUUGGUUAUUUUCAGGAGGUAAGAAAAAAAUGAUCACUUUAGUGGAGCUGUUUGAGGGCUCAAGUUCUUUUGUCUGUUUGUUUGUUUGUUCAUUGGUUUUGGUUAUUUAUUUUUGCCUGAAGUCUGCAGACCGCAAUUUAUUGUUUUGUCUCAAACCUGGACCGCUAGAACAUCAAGGAAAGCUAUAGAAUGAUGUUAUUUCUCUUUUACUCAGGGCGUGCACCCAACGGGAACAGUUGUCUGAGUGAUGAAGACAUAGAUGAAGAUCACGAUGCAAAUGAUUUACAAGACUUGCCACAUUCUAGAUCCACAACUUGCUAAUUAUAUUUCCUUUUACCUUGCCACAUCCCUCUCUAUAUGCAAUAACAGUCUGAGAGAACUUCUGUUUUUGUUUACUUUGUAGUAUAGUGUUGAUCCUCCCAAAAUUAAAAUAGUAGAAACAUACCUUUUGGGACCUAGUCUGCCACAUAGGGCAGAUUAGUAAAUACACAUGUAUAUUUUAAUUUAUAAAUGAAGUGUUGGUUCAAUACAAGAAACCCAUAAUCUAAAUCAUUGUCUUUUGAGGUUGGUUUAAGCCCUCACCUCUUUGUGAAUUUAUCCUGAAACUUUAAAAAGGACAUGAUAACAAUUCUUAAAGUUACAACAAGACAUGUUUCAGUAAUUCCAAUGCCAUCAUCUGUUGAAAGCAACAGCAACAAAUUUGUAUGUGUAAUCACAAAGUAGUGAUGAGUGAUGUUAGGAAAUAAUUUCACCCACAUUUUGCCGAGAUCCUUGCUGUUGCUAGAAAUUUUGACAAGACAUGAGAGGAUUGAUUUCCUAAUUUCACAAGUAUACCCUUUGAUUACUUAACAGUUAUGCUUAUUAUCAUGAGUGACAAAUUAUGCUUACUGUGCAAUUAAGAGUUUUGACUAGUUUAUUGUAUGGAUAAUUCUACUCACUAAAACAAAGGGUGGAUUAAUUUGUAACAUACGUGUAUAGCUUUCCGUUUGCCAUUUGCCUCCGUUAGCAGGAAAGUGAAAUAAUUUCCCAAAUUUAUUAUAAAUUAAUGCUAAAAUUUUGCACCAAAAAAUAGUCUGCUACACAGCUGCUUUGGGGAGGAGCACUGCGUGACGACACUAAAAACCGCUGUGAAGCAGACUAACCAAAAAAUGUAGUUAUUUGUCACCCAUGAUAUUAGUAUUUGAAUUUAAAUAAUUACAUUAACAAUAGAAAAUGUAACAAUAAUAUUAUUGCUGUCUUGGUUUUUACAUGUAAAUUUUCUGGUCUCAAUCCUUUCUGAAACGUGUGUCAUAACUGCAUUUGUGAUUCUUCUUCUAAAUUCUCCUACUCCUCUGUAGGUUUCUUGGGGGCAUUGGAAUUCAAUGAUAAUGUUGUUCAAAUAUGAGCAGAUUAAAUUAAUUUGGAUCCACGUAACAGAAGCUGUUAACACUGGUAAUGUUGUAAAGUGAAUCAGAACAAUAAUAUUAGCUUAAUUUGGCACUUUCUACGGAUAACUACAAUGUAAUGAAUGAAAGCUAGGCUUUCAUGUUUCUUAUCACCAUAGCCUUAUUCCAGUACUGAAUUUUUUCAGCUUCUUGUGGUGCACGUGGGCUCUUCUUUAGGGUAUUGAUUAUAAGCACUCUGCUCACCUGUCUAAGAAUACAUAUCAGUAUAGUGAUAGCCUGUGUAGAGCCGCCCCUCUUCUCAGGAAAAAUCAGUUUUUUUCUAAGGGGAAGGGGUGGCUGUACACAGGCUACUAUGGUGACAGUAAAAUGGUUUAAUCCUCUUCUGUUGCUUUAGAUUUAUGCAGCAGGUUUUGUGCCUGAAUAAACCUUGACUAUUUCAGGAAA